AUGAGGAGUAAUGGAUACAGAAGAGGAACAAGAUCGCUGUUUUCGCAGGACCAUAGGAAGCACGGUGUAGCAAGGACAAGUAAGUAUCUCGAGAAGUAUGCGAUAGGAGACCUUGUUGAUAUUGUAGUGAAUCCAGCGAUGAUGAAGGGGAUGCCGUAUAAGUACUAUCAAGGAAGGACAGGGCGAGUGUAUGAUGUGAAGCCAAGGUCGUUGAACGUUGUUAUACGCAAGAAGGUGCGAGGGAAGUAUGUGAUCAAGAAGGUUAUUGUGCGUGUUGAGCAUGUGAGGAAGAGCAGAAGCGAUGAGGAGAGUAAGAGGAGGAUUCAGGAGAUAAAUGAGAAGAUUGAAAAGGCGAAGGCGGAAGGGCUGGUGAUGCCGAAGAUCAAGAGGCAGAUGAAGGGGCCAAGGGAGGCGAUGGAGAUCUGUCUCGAGAGCAACCGACCGAUUGAAGUUGGAUAUGAGCCCUAUAUUGCGAUUUUCUGA
Molecule: messenger RNA, 483 nt
Organism: Ordospora pajunii
Lineage: Eukaryota; Fungi; Microsporidia; Ordosporidae
Product: ribosomal protein L21
Exons: 1
Coding region: 1-483 (160 amino acids)
Biological process (GO): translation
Cellular component (GO): ribosome; cytosolic large ribosomal subunit
Molecular function (GO): structural constituent of ribosome
Source: RefSeq, a predicted model, not a curated record